UUACGAAAACGUAACGAAAAAAAGUCCAAUCAGUCGGAGCAUAUUAUUUUCAUACGAAGUAUACGAAGAAAGCAUGGCGACGUCGGGUAUAUAAGGUCCGGUUAUGCACUUGUAAGUACAGUCUCUUCUAUAAUUCAACGAAGGUUCAUCAUGAAGACAUCACUUUUGUUCCCCGGACUUUUCGUUUUCCUUGUUACCCUUGAAGCCACUACACUAGCACAAUGCACAUCUGGACCUGGAGCUUCAUGCAGCAUGCUCCGUAUGAUGGGUGGUGUGGGAUACACUUCGCCUUACUACAGCGCAUCAACCCAUCCAGGAAACAAUCCUCACAAUCUCAACUGUCACUACAGAAUCAACGCUCAGAGCACCUCCAACGUCAUCAAAGUAUUGUUUAGACGGUUCAACUUGGAACAUCACACUUGUUGCAACUACGACUACGUUGCGGUUUACGAAGGUGUUUCUACAUCGUCCCGUUUGAUUGGAAAAUAUUGUGGAAGGAAUUCUUCAUUUACUGUCCAAGGACGUGGACCAUACAUGUACAUACACUACCAUACUGAUAGAUCCGUGCAUUCGACUGGAUUCCAAUUCCGAUUUAGUGUGUCAGCCUCAGCAACACCAUCUUGCGACCAACUAUCAAUUGGGGGAGGACCAGGCACUGGUUUUAUAACUUCACCAAACUAUCCAUCAAAUUAUCCUCAUAAGGCUGAUUGUAGAUACCGAAUUAAUGCUGGAAGUGCAUCUCGUACCAUCACGUUGAGGUUCACCGCUUUCAAUUUGGAAAGUCACAGUUAUUGCAGAUAUGACUUUGUCGAAGUCCGAAAAACAAUUAAUGCACACUGCGCACCAAACGCUAGAAAAUACUGCGGAACAACCCUGCCAGCAACACAAGUAAUAACCGGCCAACAAUAUGUUUACAUUCACUUCUUUACCGACAACAGUGUGGCAAGAUCUGGAUUCAGGAUGCAAUGGACAGUUUCAGGCACAUCUGGACCUGGAGCUUCAUGCAGCAUGCCCCGUUUGACGGGUGGUGUGGGAUACACUUCGCCUUACUACAGCGCAUCAACCCAUCCAGGAAACAAUCCUCACAAUCUCAACUGUCACUACAGAAUCAACGCUCAGAGCACCUCCAACGUCAUCAAAGUAUUGUUUAGACGGUUCAACUUGGAACAUCACACUUGUUGCAACUACGACUACGUUGCGGUUUACGAAGGUGUUUCUACAUCGUCCCGUUUGAUUGGAAAAUAUUGUGGAAGGAAUUCUUCAUUUACUGUCCAAGGACGUGGACCAUACAUGUACAUACACUACCAUACUGAUAGAUCCGUGCAUUCGACUGGAUUCCAAUUCCGAUUUAGUGUGUCAGCCUCAGCAACACCAUCUUGCGACCAACUAUCAAUUGGGGGAGGACCAGGCACUGGUUUUAUAACUUCACCAAACUAUCCAUCAAAUUAUCCUCAUAAGGCUGAUUGUAGAUACCGAAUUAAUGCUGGAAGUGCAUCUCGUACCAUCACGUUGAGGUUCACCGCUUUCAAUUUGGAAAGUCACAGUUAUUGCAGAUAUGACUUUGUCGAAGUCCGAAAAACAAUUAAUGCACACUGCGCACCAAACGCUAGAAAAUACUGCGGAACAACCCUGCCAGCAACACAAGUAAUAACCGGCCAACAAUAUGUUUACAUUCACUUCUUUACCGACAACAGUGUGGCAAGAUCUGGAUUCAGGUUGCAAUGGACAGUUUCAGGUGGAUCUCCCACACUAGGUGGACCUCCCACCUGCGGGACUGGUUACCAAUGGACCCGAUUUUACAACCGAGAUCUACCGAGUGGUAACUGCGAUUGCGAAAAUUUCAGGGACUUGAAAAGACAAUACCCAGAGAUUUGCAAUAACCGUGCUAGCGUCGAUGUUGUAGACGCUACGACCGGUAUCGAUUAUCGAGUAUACGGACAAGUGGUCAACAUUAACACUGCGAGUGAACGAGGUUUCUCGUGUUUUAACCGAGACCAACCCAAUGGUCAAAGAUGCCGAAACUACAAAAUCAGAUUCUGCUGCCCUAUUUCAAACCAGGGAGCGACACUACAUAUUUGAUUAGCGAGGUGAUUCGCAGUUGUAGUAAUUGUAAUCCAAUUUAAAUAUAAUCAUGCAUACACCAAA
Molecule: messenger RNA, 2145 nt
Organism: Ciona intestinalis (vase tunicate)
Lineage: Eukaryota; Metazoa; Chordata; Ascidiacea; Phlebobranchia; Cionidae
Source: RefSeq, a predicted model, not a curated record